This is a messenger RNA of Prunus armeniaca (apricot), 1398 nucleotides long. NCBI's taxonomy places the organism in Eukaryota, Viridiplantae, Streptophyta, Magnoliopsida, Rosales, Rosaceae. The record is from the annotation of a GenBank genome assembly.
AUGGAUAGGAUGUUCUCAGUGGAGGAAAUGUCUGACCAGCUGUGGUCUUCUUCAGCACCACCAGUCAAUGAAGCAGACGACGAUUUGUCCAAAAUGAACCGAAGCGCAUCGGAGUGGGCCUUCCAGCGGUUUCUCCUAGAAGCCUCUCCCUACUCACCAUCACCCUCACCACCACAGCCACCUCCACCUCCACCUCCACCUCCUUCUUCUUCUUCAACUCACCAUGACCACAACGACGUCGCAGAGAUCAAGAUGAUCAAUGCCCACCACCCCAAUCCCGCUCCCGCUCCCACUCACGCCCCUAACAACAACAACAACAACAACAACAACAGCAGCAGCAGCAACAACAGCAACAACUAUAAUAGCAACAAUACGCCGUCGUUUAGCCUGCAACCACCUAAUGUUCCCGUUGAUUCCGAAGAGUACCAGGCCUUUCUCAAGACCAAGCUCAAUCUCGCCUGCGCUGCUGUGGCCUUGUCUCGCGUGAAGGGAUCUUUGGCGGACAGUCAAGAUUCUGCUGCUUUAGCUGGCAGUGGAUCACAGGCUUCCAAUACUUCACAUUUGGGAUCUCAAGCCCCUUCUAAAGGAGCUGGGUAUGAUUUAUCCAGGCCGCAUGAUAAGAAUGCUAAUGCACCAGUUGGCAUUCCUUCAUUACCUGCAACACAACAUAGAUCUGCAGUUCCCGUGAGGCAAGCAACUAGUGGAUCAUCAAGAGAACUGUCAGAUGAUGAGGACAUUGAAGGAGAAACUGCAAUGACUGAGAAUAUGGACCCUGCUGAUGUGAAACGUGUGAGGAGAAUGCUCUCUAAUAGAGAGUCAGCUAGACGCUCAAGAAGAAGAAAGCAGGCGCAUUUGAGUGAGCUUGAGGCACAGGCAUCUCAAUUAAGAGUUGAGAACUCCUCUCUAUUGAAGCGUCUGACUGAUGCAGACCGAAAGUACAAUGAAGCAGCUGUUGACAAUAGAGUUUUAAAAGCUGAUAUUGAAACAUUGAGAGCAAAGGUAAAGAUGGCUGAGGAGACAGUGAAAAGAAUUACUGGGUUGAGCAUGUUCCAUGCCAUGUCAGAGAUUUCCUCCACUGGCAUGCCACCAUUUGAUGGAAGCCCUUCAGAGACAUCAACAGAUGCUGCUGUCCCAGUGCAACAUGACCCAAAUCAUCACUUUUUCCAACCUGCUUCUGAUAACCCUACACCCACUCAUGACCUGAGAGUCAAGCAUGAUUCUGCAGACAUCCCUUCGGUUGAAAAUGUGCAGCAGAAUUCUGCAGCUACAUCAGCAGAUGCCGUGGGGAACAAGAUGGGGCGAACACCUUCCCUACAGCGAGUAGCUAGCUUAGAGCAUCUGCAGAAGCGGAUUAGGGGUGGAAAUCCUUCUGGUCCUCAUUCCAAUGGAGAGCAGUAG